Molecule: messenger RNA, 3363 nt
Organism: Anopheles nili
Lineage: Eukaryota; Metazoa; Arthropoda; Insecta; Diptera; Culicidae
Exons: 6
Coding region: 1-2598 (865 amino acids)
Cellular component (GO): extracellular region
Molecular function (GO): chitin binding
Source: RefSeq, a predicted model, not a curated record
AUGAAAAAGAUCCGGCGAUGGCUGCUCCUGUUUGCGGUCAUAAUUGCGCUUAUGGUCCGGGUGGACGGCUUGAAGGCAACGUCGUUGAUCUUUGGCCGCGGUCCAGCCACCUCAUCGACGACUACGACCACCAGCACAACGACCGUCGCCACGUCGACCACAGAAGAAUCUGCCGAGGCUGAAGAUGAGGCCGUCGAUCAAGGCGAUGAUGGAGCGACCAAGGCCCCUCUUACCGGCAUACCGCAGGUCGACUACGUGUGGGAUCCCAAUUUGCCUCGCGAAUUGCGAGGGUACAACUUGUCCAAUUAUCCCUUCCUGGAUUCGGUGCCGGCUGAAGAGGACAUCGGCUUCACGUGUGAUCCGAAGCUACACGACGGGUUCUAUGCCUCGAUCAAGUACAACUGUCAGCUGUACCAUCACUGCAUUCAUGGCAUACGGUACGAUUUCCUGUGCGCCAACUACACGGCCUUCGAUCAGAAGACUUUCAUCUGCCAUUUCGCGUCGGAGGUGGACUGCAAGAACUCGCCCAAAUACUGGUUCAGGAACGAGCCCUUGUACAAGGCGACGACGACGACAACGGUGAAGCCUCCUCCUACGACCUCGACGACGGCAGCUCCAUCAACGGCGGCUCCGAGACCGAAACCACUGCGUAAACCGGUCCGCAGGAGACGUCCUCAGGUGGACUACUAUUACUACGACGAGGACUACGAGGAGGACUACUACGAGGAGCGCAAUCGGCGUCGCAAGAACCGUCCACGAAACCGCCGUCCGCUUUACGACGAUUACGAAGAGGAUGAGCGAUUCGAGCGCGUCCGGUACCGCGAACGAGAGCGCGAUCGUGACGAAGAAGAGGAAGAAUAUGAGGAUCGUCGACCAUAUCGACCGAUGAAAACUCGCAACCGCAAUGGUGAUCGACGUCCAGCCGUUGAAGAUGAUCGACGAUACUACGAGGAUCGACGACGUGAUCGCGACCGGCGUCCUCUGGCGGAUGAUAGGCGCCCUCUAGCGGAUGAUAGGCGUCCGCUAGCGGACGAUCGUCGCCGGGUGGAAGACAUCGUGGAAGAAAAGCGCCCAGUGAUGCAGAACGAACGACGACGUGUGCCUCGUCCUUCAGCUGAUCGGCGUCCGAUGGGAUCGUCCUCUCUCGAUGAUCGUCGCUCAUUUCCAGCCGACGCCGAGAGCCGUCGUGGUUCGGUAGCGGAUGAACGGAAAGUGCCCGUAAAGCGCCCUCUAUACGACGAUCGUCGGUACCAAGAUGACGAAGAGGCUGAUGACUACGACGCACCUGCACCAUCGUACGCGGGUCGUCGCGGUUCGGACAAGCAACAUCGGCAGCAGAACGAUGUUGUAACCGUGAAACCGGCCGGUUCGAGCAUUUACGAUCGUCCUCGAGCAGCUCCACGCAUCAACCGGCCUGUGCCACUCAACGAGAAGAGUAAAUACGCGUACGGAAACUCGGACGCACCGAAGGGCGCUCCAGCUAGAUCGGCUUCCACAACGUCAGCGCCACCAUCGGAACCAGAGUACUACGAUGACUACGAGGAUGCACCAGCUCGGCGUGACGAUAAGCGGAAGGACGAAAAAACGGACGCCGGAAAACCACCCCGACCAAGUGCCUCCUCUGACGUCGUGUACUACGAUGACGUAAUCAUCGCCAAGGAGGACCUUCCGUUCCGGGCUGUUCCGGGAAACGUGCGCAAGCCGGAACCAGCCGGCGAGCGAGUCAAUAGUCGGGACAACUCGGAGUUAGCUAAAGGUUCACGCGGCUCUGCCAAACACGUCAGCAAGUUGAACCGCGAUGUUCCACCACCAUCACCACCCUCGGAGGAUCUCGAGGAGGACGAACCGGAGUAUGGAGGUCCUUCAGUGCGGCCAUCCGUUGUCGCUCGACCACAAGCGGUUUCGAGUCUGUACGGGAACUUUAAGUCGAAAAAAGGACCCGUUAGUCAGCGAGAGCCUUCGCCUUCGAUUGAACCUAGCAGCAGUAGCAGCAGCAGUACUUUGCGAUCAGGACCAAUGCGCUCGACGAAGCGGCCAUUUCUACCGAGCCGUGGAGGCAACCCUUAUCUAGCGCGGGGUCUACAACCCGUGGGGGUAGCAAAGCAGCCACCUUCCUCUCCACCACCACCACCACCACCGCCACCCUCCGCAUCCCCUGAGCCCGAGAAACCGGCCCCAUUCCGUAUCGACCUCGAUGGGCCUGCCGGAAGUGCGGGAAAGCGGAACCAGCAGCAAGUUCCACCACCGCCGCCACCACCGGAAGUGGUCAACGUGAAGACGCUCGAUCAGCUGUACGACGAUGAGUACGACGUAACGCUCAAUGACGCCCUCAAUCCGACCUUGAAACCCCUCACCCGCAGCGCCCCACAACACUUCUUCCGCAAUCGGUACGUCCAUCAACCGGAUGCGGAUUUCGUGCCCUUCGAGCCGGCUUACGCGCCCUCCGAAUUCCGCAGGACGGCCAUCCGGGCCCCGGCCCCAGCCUCGCUGCUUUACCACGCGCCGGUUGCCAUCGAGACGGGUGCCCCGUCCUCCUCCUCCUCCUCUUCCUCCGCCCAGCGUCGUGGAGCGCAGGUGUUUGGCGCGUACGAGUACUAAGGGUGUCGCCCGUUUCGGGGCGACCCUAAAAUCCGAUCCUUUCUCAUCCCCCGCUGGAAAUGAUGUAAUUUAUUUUGAAACUCCCUUUCCUCCCUCGUUCACCCCAUCCGUCCCAUCCCAGCGCUUCCGAAGGGCGUACGGAACUCAGCAAAAAGAAGAGCAAACGAAGCACUCGAAGGAAGGACGAGGAUUCCACCCCACGGCUGAGCGAUUGGAUAUUUUCUUCUGUUUUGUAAAUACUAUUAGAACCGCAGAUCCGGAUGCGCGCCGGAAAAAAAAUACUCAACCAACGAGGACGAAACGGUGAUAAGCCCUUAUUUGCAAUGGUAGAUGGCGGAAACAACGAUGAAUAAAGAAUAGAAAUUUGCAGGCAUUAUAGAGCGAUGAGUCGCGAAGGCAGAGCGAUAAAAAAAACCAUCCGGAGCGUGUGGUCGAAGAAACGAUGGACGAUAGUUAAGUGAGCGUCUCGAGGCGUCUGUAAGCAAUGCUUUGAGUCCUUUUUGGCAGGAGGGCAAUUUUGCGAUUCGAGUGGGAGCGAAAACAAAGCAGCGAAUAAAAAAAAGCUAAACCGACCGAAGUGAGCUGAAAACCGGCAUGUAUAAAGCGAUGCAGAUGAUGGGCCUGGUUUCGCCAGCGUACGUUAAGGACUACUCUUCUCUUCUCUUUAUAUUGGUAUACAAAAGCGAGCCACCAUAACUCAAGGGCGCGACGAUAAUGUUAGGACGUGAGAUGUAGAUGAUGAAGAAAAUAAAAUUUUCUUUUAUA